UCGUCGUCGAUUUUAAUUCUGUGGCACUUGCUUUUUUCGACUUGCACAGUACACCACGGCGAGGGAGUAGAAACCUAGGAAAAAUGGCCAGCCAGACGCAGGGAAUCCAGCAAUUGCUUGCUGCUGAGAAAAAGGCAGCCGAGAAGGUCGCCGAGGCCCGUAAACGCAAGGCAAGGAGAUUGAAGCAGGCCAAGGACGAGGCUACCGAGGAGAUCGAGAAAUUCCGUCAGGAGCGCGAGCGCGCCUUCAAGGAGUUCGAGGCCAAGCACAUGGGCAGCCGCGAGGGGGUGGCGGCCAAGAUCGAUGCCGACACUCGCGUCAAGCUGGCUGAUAUGGAUCGGGCCAUCCAGACUCGCAAGGAACCUGUGAUCCAGGAGAUCCUGCAGUACGUCUACAACAUCUCGCCCGAGGUCCACAAGAACUACAACCACAAGUAAACGGUGGCCAAUGUGUGCUGUAAAUUCAAUGUCCACGUUCAACUCUAAUCCAUAAUUUAGACCCGUAAUAAUAGUGGUUACCAUACCGAAAACACUGCUGUAUUAUUAUUCCAUACAUUAAAGUGAAAAUUCGUUGUUGUUCCAUGUAAAAAUAGCGAGAAUAUUAGUUUUGUCUCCCAUCCGCUCGGGAAUGUAUUAUCUUUGUUUUAUGUUUUGCCCAAUACACGUUGUUGUUAUAUCUGAAAA
Drosophila elegans is the source of this 683-nucleotide messenger RNA. It is a transcript of the gene Vha13, whose product is annotated as V-type proton ATPase subunit G. Bases 84 to 437 code for a protein of 117 amino acids. The transcript has 3 exons. NCBI's taxonomy places the organism in Eukaryota, Metazoa, Arthropoda, Insecta, Diptera, Drosophilidae. Gene Ontology annotation, cellular component: vacuolar proton-transporting V-type ATPase complex. The record is from RefSeq and is a predicted model, not a curated record. Gene Ontology annotation, molecular function: proton-transporting ATPase activity, rotational mechanism. Gene Ontology annotation, biological process: proton transmembrane transport.